AUGGCGUCUCCUGUUGUCGAAAAGCUUCGGAACGUCGUUCGAAACUCGGACCCUCGAUGGGGCGCGAAGCAUUUUCUCAUUAUUGUGGGACUGCAGGGCCUGUUUCUCCUCGCUCUUCUGUUCGUAAAUGCUCGGUACUGGGACAUACAAGGCUUUUCAGGACAGUACUGGUUCACCAGUCUCUGCAUAUUCGGCCUCACAGGCCUCUCCUUCCUCAUCCUCCUCCUCGAACUCGCCCUUUUCUUCUCCCGACAUUUCCCCGUCGGCCUCGCCAUCUUUUUCAACACGCUCUUCACCAUCCUCUGGGUCGUCCUCAUCCUCUUCUACUGGCUCGCCCAAUCGAACGGCAUCUGGGCGCUUUCCGACCCAGAAUACACCGAAAUCUGCGCCGACCCCGCCGCCUUCCUCUCUGCGUUCAACUCUACGCACUCCGCGUCCUAUUCCGAUGAAUACGGAUAUUCAUCCGAUCCGCUGUCCGAAUACGACGACUCCAACCUAACAGACCCACACGGCUCCAUCCUCACCCAACUCCAGCACACCUGCGAAGGCGCACGUCUCUCCGUCUCCUGGUUCCCGCUCAUCCUCAUCAUCCUCGUUCUCAUUUUCUAUUUGUCGAUAUUGAGUUGUGUGACGUGUUCGAGGAAUAGGACGAGGAGGAGGUGGACGAAGUUCGUCAGUCGCAAUCCGGGCUAUGCGGUCGUGGCUCCUCCGCCUGCUGGUGCUAGUUCGGUGAAUAUCGCGGAGUUGAGGGAACAUAGCGGAGGUGGAGGUGUUGGUGGUGGUAUGGGCGCAGGUGCGGGGAGGGAAGUGGUGGAAGGAGAGACGGUGCUGAGGGAUGGCGUGGCGUAUAGGUGGGCGCUUGUGCCGACGGCUGGUGUUGUCGGACAGGGCCAGGGGGGUGGUGGUUCCGAGGAUAUGCAGAUGGCUGAACGCAGACGAGAUCGAGACAUGGGAGAACUCCAACCUCAAACCGUCGCUGGCCCGCAGGAGGCGGAGGGGUUGGUCAUUGGGAGGGCUGCGACACCGCUACGGGAGACCUUCGAGGAUCACAGUGGUGGUACGAAUAUUCAGAGUCGCGGUGAAUCGGAGGAGGGAAUCGCGGUUGUGAGGUGAUUAGGAUCUUGGUUGUUUGGUUGUUGUUAUCUUUGGGAUAUUCAUGGUGACGUCGGAGGUGAAAUAUAUGGACUCUGUGGGUGUACCUUCUUUUCUAGAAUUUCAAGGUGAUAUAGUCGUUCGUUCAUCCCUGUUUUUAUCUUUAUGGACAGAUACCUUAUUCAUGGUGUUGUAUACCCUGCGUCUUUCGAACGGAUUGUAUGUCCUGCGCAUAUAAGUAUGCUUCGUCUUUAGUGAUUGACCUCUGCGAUCUGAGUCCUUGCAAUAGCGAUGGUUGUCCAUUCACUUCUUCACCGUCUUCUCCCAUCUCUCUACUUCACCUCUCCAUGUCAUGGCCACCUCUUACGGCGACAUUGUACUUCCCGUCAUGCUCAGCCGCCCGCCCACGGCUUCUGACGGCGUUCAUGGAACAUGUUAAC
Molecule: messenger RNA, 1532 nt
Organism: Stereum hirsutum FP-91666 SS1
Lineage: Eukaryota; Fungi; Basidiomycota; Agaricomycetes; Russulales; Stereaceae
Exons: 2
Coding region: 1-1113 (370 amino acids)
Source: RefSeq, a predicted model, not a curated record